UAUAUAUUAUAUGUAUAUACACUUCUCUCUAUUCGUUUACUCUUUAUGGCAAAUGAUCUUCCUCGUGCAUCAUUUUCAUCGUUCAUCAUCGAUCUCUCGUUAAACUGUAAUAUCAAUUGAAAAUAAAAACGCGAGAGUAUUCGAGUGUUCUGCAUAUCCGUUUCGAAGUUGUUUACCAAAGACCCAAAGCACAUCUAUAUUUUCCUUCUUCUCUUCUUUAACACACUUUUAUAUAUAUAUAUGUAUAUAUAUAUAAAUACGUAUAUAUGCCUUGUUCUUCCUCUUUUUCCUCAGUUUUUUUUUCUCUCUCUUUUGCUUCGUUCCUGUGUGUUAUAUAGUGAUCAGUGCUAAGUGCCGUUUAACCGAGAAAGAAAGACAAAAAAUCUCUCGGCGUACGAGAAAUAGAUAAAUACAUAGAAAGAAAGACUGAAGUCUCGAAAUAAUACUCUCUUCGGUCGAACUUUAUAUAUAUAUAUAUAUAUGUAUAUAUAUAUAUGUAUUUUUUUUUUAUUUGUAUUGCUUUCUACAAGAAGAAGAUCGUUUAAGUAGUAUACGUGCAAAAAAAGACAAAGUGAAGAGAAAAAGAAGGACGAGAGAAAUACAUAAUACGUGAAAUUCUUCUCUUUGUGAUCACAGAGAGAGAGAGAGAGAAAGAGAAUAGAAUUAUAAAUACAUACAUAUCAUACGUAAUAUCAAGUUGUAUAAAGAGAGAGAGAGAGAGAGUGAAAGAGGAAGAUAGAAAAUUAUUUUUGAGGUUAGAAUAAAUCAUGGAUCUACUUUGUUGCGAACGAACGAGCGAGACAGAGUGCAGGGCGUAUGCUGAUCCGGCUUUGAUCGAGAACGAUCGAGUAUUACAAAAUCUUUUGAAGACAGAAGAGAGAUAUGCUCCAAAUAGUUCUUAUUUCGAGUGCGUUCAGAGGGACAUCUCGCCGCUCAUGCGCAAGAUCGUCGCCGAGUGGAUGUUAGAGGUAUGCGAAGAGCAAAAAUGCCAAGAAGAGGUCUUCCCCCUAUCGAUGAACUACGUCGACAGGUUCCUCUCGAUCUGCCCGAUCAGGAAAUCGCAGCUGCAACUAUUGGGAACGACCUGUUUACUCCUCGCAUCGAAAUUACGAGAAGCAUCUCCGUUAACAGCCGAGGUCCUUGUUUUCUAUACGGAUAACUCCGUUACUCUCGAUGAUCUCUGGAGGUGGGAACAGCUCGUAGUGUCAAAACUGAAAUGGGAGCUUUCAGCAGUGACGCCGGGGGAUUUCCUGAUACACAUUCUCAGCCGACUACCCGUAUCUCCUACCUGGGAUCACAUGAUGAUCUUAAGGCACGCACAGACCUUCAUAGCCCUAAGUGCAAGAGAGUACAAGUUUUCGAUGUAUACGCCUAGCAUGAUAGCAGCUGCGAGCAUCGCAGCAGCACUUCAUGGACUCGAUUGGACUGGAAAGAGCGGUUUUGGAUUGCGGGGCCUUUUUGAUGAGCUUACUCGCAUCACGGCUAUCGAACAGGAUUAUUUACGAGGAUGUUUGGAACAGAUCGAAGAGAUGGUCACACAAGUACAAGGUGGUCACGUAAACGGCGAUGGUAAUGCUAAUGGUGAUGCCGGUGUCGAUGGACAUCAAGUAGUCUCAAUGAGUGUUUCUAGUGGACAACAAAGGCCAUUGGGGGAACAAACAACAUCACAGGAGAAAAUGAUCGAACAUGAGAAGGCAGGUACGCCGACUGACGUCAGGGAUGUUCAUUUCUGAACAAAAAGAACGACGACGACGACGAUAACAACAACACCACCAACAGCAGCAGCAGUAGCAACAACAACAGCAACAACAACAGCAACAACAACAAUAACAGAUGCAAUAACAACAACAACAACAACAACAGCAACAAUACCAACAACAGCAAUAACAACGACAUCAAUAACAAUAACAAUAACAGCAGCAACGAAGUUAGAUACGUUAUUAUUGAGACAUUAAAACGAAAAGACACUUUAGAAAAGGAAAAUAAAAGAAGAUUGAAAUAAUAAUAUCGUCGUUGAACUUCGUCGUUUAUCUCCUCCUCUUUCUCAAAUAAAGAAAGAAAGAGAAAGAGAGAGAGACACAUGCAAAAAGAUAAAUAACUAGAUAGGGAUAGAUAGUUAAAAAGAAAGUGACGCCAUCACGAGACUUCGUAAUUAUGUAAAAUGUUUUUUCCUUUUAUUUUCUUUUUUUUUCUUUUUUUUUUCUUUUUUUUUCUUUUUUUUUCUUUUUUUUUUCUUUUUUUUUUUUUUUUUUUAUUUUUUUUUUUUAUAUUAAGAAGUGGGCGUGCUGUGGGGGAAGGCAAUGCAAUACGCUUUACGCAAUCGUUUAUUAAGUUUUUUUUUCUUUCUUUCUUUUCUUUUAUUUUAUUUUAUUUUCUUUUCUCUCUUUUUCCCCUUUUUCCUUCGUUCGUGUUUAAGGAUCAUUUAUCACUUAAUAUUUAGUCCGAUGAGAAAAAGAUAGACAAACAGAGAGGGGGAGAGAGAGAGAGAGAGAGAGAGAGAGAGAGAGAGAGAGAGAGAGAGAGAGAGAGAGAGAGAGAGAGUGAGAGAGAGAGAGAGAGA
This is a messenger RNA of Vespa velutina, 2560 nucleotides long. RefSeq names its product G1/S-specific cyclin-D2 (gene CycD). Gene Ontology annotation, biological process: positive regulation of G1/S transition of mitotic cell cycle; regulation of cyclin-dependent protein serine/threonine kinase activity; mitotic cell cycle phase transition. Gene Ontology annotation, cellular component: cytoplasm; nucleus; cyclin-dependent protein kinase holoenzyme complex. Gene Ontology annotation, molecular function: cyclin-dependent protein serine/threonine kinase regulator activity. The record is from RefSeq and is a predicted model, not a curated record. The coding region runs from base 768 to 1733 and encodes 321 amino acids. The transcript has 5 exons. NCBI's taxonomy places the organism in Eukaryota, Metazoa, Arthropoda, Insecta, Hymenoptera, Vespidae.